Messenger RNA from Anopheles stephensi (Asian malaria mosquito), 3245 nucleotides. Its product is annotated as delta(9)-fatty-acid desaturase fat-7-like. Gene Ontology annotation, biological process: unsaturated fatty acid biosynthetic process. NCBI's taxonomy places the organism in Eukaryota, Metazoa, Arthropoda, Insecta, Diptera, Culicidae. The coding region runs from base 803 to 2437 and encodes 544 amino acids. The record is from RefSeq and is a predicted model, not a curated record. Gene Ontology annotation, molecular function: iron ion binding; stearoyl-CoA 9-desaturase activity. Gene Ontology annotation, cellular component: endoplasmic reticulum membrane. The transcript has 8 exons.
UCGGACGCCAAAGGGCUAUCGUUAAAGGUUUUGCGAUGCAUUCGAUGUACCGUACCUGUGUUGGUUCGCAAUUAAACGCGAAGCGGUGCAAAAAUUUGUCCAAAUAUUUUGCGAGCUAUUUUUUGCCCCCCCCGGGGAGGUCGCAUUGGACACGUAGUACACCCCUUGGGACCACAGCAAGCAUCAGAGUGCAUCAGGGAACGGCGAUCGAUAGUGCGUGAGCUCGAAGAGGGGUGUCAACCAGUGUAUUGUGAUCUAUUUACCCAAUUGUUGUUCAAAGGCAAAUGUGUCUCUUUAAAGUGGUGAAAUAGUGUGUGAGCUAGCGUUGAGCUAAGUCCAUCCGUCUUCAGCCGUCUCCUCAUCCAGUGAACUACUUACAACGAAACGAAGACGCCCGUCAGCGGUCAGUGAGUGUGGACCGCGCCCGAGUUACCAGUUGGCAGGUGAUCGUGAUCCUGAGAGUGACCAGCACAUCCUGACGAGCGAAGUACGGCGACCCGAACGGAAGAGGGAAAGGUGUCAGUGAGUGUGAUAAAAAAAAAGAUUUGUGAACAACAAAAAUGAAAACAUUUAACACCCGGGAUCACAGUGAACGAAAGUGAUACUGAACUGUGGAACCGAUCGACGACACAAACCCCGAUCGAACGGCGUGUGAAGAAACGCGAAGCGGCGAAGUUAUAUAUUAGAUCAGUGAAAGUGACAACAACAACACGAAGCAAAGCCAAUCUCAUCGGCAUCUCAGCGAAAGUGACGAAACGUUAUCAACUGUGACGACUGUUCUACCUUCACUAACAGCCUCACGAUGGGAGCCGACUCGCAGACGAAAACGAUCCUGUGCGCAAAAACACCCGAACUCAUCGAGACGGCCGAGAUGGCCGACCGCAAGCCAGAACAAUCACAGACUGACCCACAGAGCCGUGCGCCGGCGGCCGACACGCUCGUCGCGGAACUGUCCCAAUCCGACUCCACCCUAUCCGGGGCACAGUUCGAGAAGGCGCUCCAGACCUGCAGCAAUGCGGUGCACGAGGCCGAGGUCGACCGGAAGCUGAAGGAGAUUGGAUCCGCCACACCGAUCCUGCCGUCGGAGAUCGGUACGGACUUCAACUUUAAGCGAGAAAUUGUCUGGAAGAAUGUGAUCGGUUUCCUGCUGCUGCACAUCUGUGGCUGGGUUGGGUUGCAUCUGGCUUUCUGGCGAUACUGUGACUACCGUACAACGCUUUACACAAUGUGGCUCAUGUACGCCUCAGGACAGGGUGUAACGAUGGGUGCCCAUCGACUCUGGUCUCACCGGGCGUUCAAGGCGAAGCUUUGGCUGAGGAUCAUCCUGCUGUGGAUGCAUACGCUGGCCGGACAGAACUGCCUGUACGUGUGGGUACGCGACCACCGACAGCACCACAAGUUCUCGGACACGGACGCCGACCCGCACAACGCGAACCGUGGAUUCUUCUUCUCCCACAUCGGAUGGCUGCUGUCCCGCAAGCACCCGAAGGUGAUUGAGUACGGCAAGAAGAUUGACAUGUCCGAUCUAGAGGCAGAUCCGCUGAUCAUGUUCCAAAAGAACCAUUACAAACUUCUCUACACGAUUUUCGCCCUGUUUGGCCCAACGGCUAUCCCGGUCUACUUCUGGGGAGAAAACCCCUGGUACGCGCUGUUCGUGGCGUUCUUCUUCCGUACGGUGCUCAGCCUGAACGGAACCUGGUCGGUGAAUAGUGCGGCUCACAUGUUCGGAACACGUCCUUACGACAAGACCAUGUGGCCGGUGGAGAACAUGUUUGUGUCGUUCGUGGCAGUGGGCGAGGGUUGGCACAACUAUCACCAUGCCUUCCCGUGGGAUUACCGCGCAUCGGAGUACGGAACGCCGCUCAAUCUCACCGGUACGCUUAUCGAUCUGUUGGCAAAGUUUGGUGCGGUGUACGAUCGCAAAACGGCCACUCCGAACAUGGUUAAAAACCGCGUGAUGCGUACGGGCGACAAGUCCCACCAUACGUACGGUACGGACGAGGGCCGCAGCGCGUUCACCACGCUGUGGAACAUCUGGAAGCAUCCGUCCAAUCCGACGUACAACUCGAUCCACACGCCCAAGCCCAAGAUACUGCAGUCGGACGGUUACGCGCUUAUUCCGGACGAGCUGAAGCAGUCCGAACGGGACGAGGACAUUCUGUCGAAGGAGAACGAGGAGCUGAUGAGACGCCAGCAGGAGGAAGAGAACCGCACGACGGAAGCGAACCAAAUCUACAACAAGCUGUCGAAAUACAUCAAGGAACAGCAGCAGUCGGUGCCGGAAUCGGUGGACGAGCUGCUGCUGCAGCAGUCGAACAAUAACGUCGAGAAGACUGCGGCGGGACACCCGGGCAAGGCGGCACUGAACGUCGUCGACUGCAAUGACAAUGCGCUCGUGAAGCGGAAAGUGACGACGGACGCAUCCAGUCACCAUUAGACAAUAUGGGAGGGGCUGGGUGGCUACUACUACUACCGUUAGUCAUGAUUUCGUUCGCAUUAGUCGCCCGCAACACAAAAAAAAACGAGCAUGCGCAUCGGUUCGAUCUCUACUCGCAUUCAACAAGCACUAGCUCGCUAUCUAGCAGCAGAAACCUGGACCCGGGACCCUGGGCCUGGGCCACCUCUGCCGGUACGAAUCGAUCCUGCUCGCUGGGCCACACUUUACUUUUAAACACAUUGACACACACAUUCGCGGGUGCUCAGUAGCCUAGCCCUGUCUGUGUCUGCAAGGAGCUGCUGCUCAAUGAAAUACCAAAUGUACAGAGGACGCUCGUUCCAUAAAUUUGCUGCACAAUUCUGCUCUCAGAACCAAUCAAGGGGAUGGACAACGACAGCACAGCACAGGGCUGUGGCCCAAGCCUGCUGUAUACACAUAAGAAGCAUAAGAAGAGUUGUGAUGUUUUAUACUUGCUCACCGAACGUUUUAUCAUCUUUACAAUCAUCAUCUAUUUCACGCGAGGACCACAGGCAGGUGACAUUGGCGACACUGUGCAUCCUUUCCGCGGAUUAUAACGAUAGGUGACCUUUGGAUGAUAACGCGUUUACCCUACCUUUACCGCCUAAGCUAACGUAAGCUAACGAAGAAGGACGGAGCGCACGGGAUGUUAGGUCGUGCCGUUCUUCGCCUGUACAGAGCAGCAACGUCUCAUGUACAGAUGUUUGUGGGGAUUCUACUCUUUCCUUUUGGGGUGGGGAUUACGACACAAGAAAGCUAAAUAAAACAGAAUUAAAACAAAAACACAUAA